AAGUGAGGUUAAUGUGUGUCUGUCCAUUGCCUGAACCUUCCAGGGUCACGGUGCCAUAAUUGCAAAGAAGGUUAAUGUGCGUAUACAUUGUCUGAUAUUGCCGCUUGUCAAAGUGCCAAAUAAGAGAGCUAAACAGAUUGCGAAUCAAAAAUCGAAAAAGAAAUUAAAUCCAAGCGAAGAUGGUGUCGAGAGCAACGUCGAGAAGAAUUCCCGAAGCGGAACCGCGAAUAGAUUAUGUGCAAUGCGACGGCCUGGUGGUGAUGAAAAUGGUAAAACACUGUCACGAAGAGUCCUCGAGUAACAUGGAAAUCGCACAAGGUGCUCUUCUCGGCUUGGUUGUACACAAUCGUCUUGAGAUUACAAACUGCUUUCCUUUUCCUAAGAACGAUGAAAUUAUGGAUGAGGAAGAAUAUCAACUUGCUAUGAUGCGAAGACUGAGAUGGGUGAAUGUCGAUCAUUUUCAUGUUGGUUGGUACCAAAGUGCGGAUGUCGGCAACUUCUUGAAUCUGUCUCUCCUGGAAUCACAGUAUCAUUAUCAAACUUCUAUAGAAGAAUCGGUUGUUCUAAUUUACGACACAGCAAAAUCAGCCAGAGGUUUCUUGACACUCAAAGCCUAUCGUCUCACUUCGCAAGCCAUACAAAUGUACAAGGAAAAUGAAUUUACUCCGGAAGCUUUGCGCACAUUAAAAAUAGGAUAUGAGAGCCUCUUUGUGGAAAUUCCAGUAGUGAUAAAGAAUAGUAACUUGACAAAUAUUAUGAUGUCCGAACUAGACGAAAUGAUUCCUGAAGAGCAAGGUACCAAGUAUUUGGAUCUAGGAACUGCUAGUGUAUUAGAGAAUCAGUUACGAUGCCUGAUGGAUCGGGUGGACGAGCUGAAUCAAGAGGCCAUGAAAUUCAACAGAUAUCAGCAAUUGGUAGUUCGACAGCAGCAAGACAAAAACAGGCUGCUGGCCAAAAGAGCUCAAGAGAAUGCUGCUAGAGCCGCGAAAGAUGAACCACCACUACCCGAUGACGAUAUUAACAAAUUGAUGAGACCUUUGCCAGUUCCGCCAAGAUUAAAUCCAAUGAUUGUUGCUGGACAAAUUAAUACAUACAGCGAACACAUUUCCCAAUUCUGUUCUCAAAGUUUAGCAAAAUUGUACAUCACUCAAAGUCUACAAAACGCAAAGGAAGCUAAAUCAUCCCAUUGAAAAACUACUGUACAUGUUGUGAAUGUUGACACUAAUUAAGUAUUUAUAAUAUUUACAACAUUGAAAAAAAUAAACAGCAAAGACUUAACUAGAAUUAAAAAUAAAA
Pseudomyrmex gracilis is the source of this 1296-nucleotide messenger RNA. RefSeq names its product eukaryotic translation initiation factor 3 subunit H-like. Gene Ontology annotation, molecular function: metallopeptidase activity; translation initiation factor activity; protein binding. The transcript is spliced from 2 exons. The record is from RefSeq and is a predicted model, not a curated record. Lineage: Eukaryota; Metazoa; Arthropoda; Insecta; Hymenoptera; Formicidae. The coding region runs from base 180 to 1190 and encodes 336 amino acids. Gene Ontology annotation, cellular component: eukaryotic translation initiation factor 3 complex; eukaryotic 43S preinitiation complex; cytosol.